CCGCUGCCGGCAGCGCUGGGCCCGGGCAGGCGCCGCGCCUGCAGCUCUCGGCGGGGCCAUGCGGAUGGCGGUCGGUGCGGCAGCGGGUGAGGGGGCAGCGCAGAGCCCCGGCCCCGCCGCCGUGUCGCUGGGCUUGAGCGUGGCCGUGGUCUCCAGCUUGGUGAACGGUUCCACCUUCGUCCUGCAGAAGAAGGGGAUCGUGCGGGCCCGCGGGAGAGGUACUUCAUACUUAACAGAUAUAGUAUGGUGGUCUGGCACUAUCGCAAUGGCUCUGGGUCAAAUAGGGAAUUUCUUGGCCUACACUGCAGUCCCAACUGUGCUAGUGACGCCCUUGGGAGCUCUUGGCGUUCCAUUUGGGUCCAUCUUAGCUUCUUACUUACUGAAAGAGAAACUGAACAUUCUUGGCAAGCUGGGAUGUUUGCUGAGCUGCGCUGGGUCUGUUGUUCUCAUCAUCCAUUCCCCAAAAUCCGAGAGUGUAACGACUCAGGCUGAGCUUGAAGAGAAGCUUACAAAUCCAGUUUUCGUGGGUUAUCUCUGCAUAGUGCUGCUUAUGCUUCUCCUGCUUAUCUUCUGGAUAGCUCCAGCUCAUGGACCUACUAAUAUCAUGGUUUACAUCAGUAUUUGCUCUCUGUUGGGCAGUUUCACUGUUCCCAGUACAAAAGGCAUUGGGCUGGCCGCUCAAGAUAUCUUUCACAAUAACCCAUCUAGUCAAAGGGCUCUGUACCUCUGUCUGGUACUUCUGGCAGUAUUAGGAUGUAGCAUUAUCAUUCAGUUCAGAUACAUCAAUAAGGCACUGGAAUGUUUUGACUCCUCUGUGUUUGGUGCCAUCUACUACGUUGUGUUUACCACCCUAGUCUUGCUGGCUUCAGCCAUCCUUUUCAGGGAAUGGAGUAAUGUAGGAGUGGUAGAUUUUUUGGGAAUGGCUUGUGGAUUCACCACAGUAUCUAUUGGAAUCGUUCUUAUACAAGUCUUCAAGGAAUUCAACUUCAAUAUUGGAGAUUUAAAUAAACCUAACAUGAAAACAGAUUAAAAUAUUUUUUGAGAGGAAACUGGAUGGCUCAGGGAAGGAUGCAGAGUCUUUAAUUUCUAGGUCACUGAUUCAAAUAGGAUUCAGGCAGGUAACUACCCUCUUAUGCUUUGGUGGCCUAUAUGAAAUGAAUUGGAGGCCUCCAUCCAGUUUCAAAGGAACAGUUGUCCAUGUACCCCAGUCGACACAAUAAAUGACCUUAAUUGCAACCACUGAUUGAGUCAGCAUAGAGACUGAUGUAUUUCUUUACUGUAAAAGAUAAUCCCUCCGAAAAGGUCUGUGGAUACUCUGACAGACCUGCAUGUCAAAGCUUGUAUUGUGACUUCUGAGGUACCGUUUCUGUGGCAGAGAACAUCAGUUUCUAACUCACUCAAUCUGACACCUUCCAUCAUGAGUGAUGUGUACCUUUAAAAUAAGGGGAAAUAAAAGUGGGACAAUUUGUUAAUUUCAGUAUAGCAACGUGUUCACCAUGAAGGCUGUGAAUUCUGAGAUAAAUGUUGGUUGAACCAUGAACUGCAGAUUUGUCGUUUUUAAUGACUGUCUUGGCAACUUUGUCUGCCAUGCGGUGAAGACUGGGGAGUUUUAAAUUUAAUUCUUUAUACAGA
Messenger RNA from Empidonax traillii (willow flycatcher), 1632 nucleotides. It is a transcript of the gene NIPA1, whose product is annotated as NIPA magnesium transporter 1. The transcript has 5 exons. The record is from RefSeq and is a predicted model, not a curated record. NCBI's taxonomy places the organism in Eukaryota, Metazoa, Chordata, Aves, Passeriformes, Tyrannidae. Gene Ontology annotation, biological process: magnesium ion transport. Bases 59 to 1030 code for a protein of 323 amino acids. Gene Ontology annotation, cellular component: membrane. Gene Ontology annotation, molecular function: magnesium ion transmembrane transporter activity.